This is a messenger RNA of Vigna radiata var. radiata (mung bean), 793 nucleotides long. Its product is annotated as kunitz trypsin inhibitor 2-like. The record is from RefSeq and is a predicted model, not a curated record. Bases 20 to 661 code for a protein of 213 amino acids. Gene Ontology annotation, molecular function: endopeptidase inhibitor activity. Lineage: Eukaryota; Viridiplantae; Streptophyta; Magnoliopsida; Fabales; Fabaceae. The transcript has a single exon.
ACAUUAAUCAUUGAAAACGAUGAAGAUCAAGCACGUAGCAUUUCUCCUCGUCUUUGCCUUGACCUCGCAACCGCUACUAGGAGCUGGUGAAUCUUUUCAUGAGCAUGUGAUUGAUACAUCAGGGAAGAAACUGAGAGCUGAUGCAAAUUACCAUAUCAUCCCUGCUGUGCCCUUCACCAUAUGUGGCUUUGUUAGCUGUUUCACUGGUGGAGGCCUUGCACUUGGCGGCAUCGAUGAUGAAUCAUGCCCUCUUGAUGUUGUAGUUGAGAAAGCCGAUGAAGGCCUACCACUGAGGUUCUUACCUUUCAACACUAAAAAGGGUGUCAUUCGUGUCUCCACUGAUUUGAACAUAUUUUUCUCAGAUGCUGAUGAAAGAUGUCCACACCAUUCCACUGUAUGGAGGCUUGGUCACUUUGAUGCCUCUACUGGUCAGACAUAUGUGACAACUGGUGGUGUUGUCGGAAGCCCAAAUCAGCACACAAUUCAGAAUUGGUUCCAGAUUCACAAGUACGAGGAUGCUUAUAAGCUGGUUUAUUGUCCCCCUGUGUGCCCCUCUUGCCACCAUUCGUGCGAGGAUGUUGGAGUGUUUGUGGAUGGGCAUAGGAGAAUGCAUCUGGCACUCAGUGAUGAUCCCUUCAAAGUUAAGUUCAAAGAAGCCUGAUCAAACCUCUUUCCAUUUAAAACUCACAGUGAAUACUUGUGUUGAUCAUAAUGAUCCAUGAAUUAGAUUCCUUUCUGAAAAAUAAAUGAAGAACACACAAUAAAAGAUAUGUAUCUCCAUCUCCAAGCAAAU